UCUGUACUCCAAGAAAUAAAGAAAUGAAAAUUUAGAAAGGAAUUUGCUGAAUAAAGAAGAUGGGAGCAAAUAGCAGCAGCAUCAGCGAGCUUCCAGAAAAUGAGUACUUAAAAAAAUUAUCAGGAGCAGAGCCCAUCUCUGAGAAUGACCCGUUCUGGAAUCAGCUGCUGUCUUUUAGCUUUACCACUCCAACAAACAGUGCUGACUUAAAGCUCUUGGAAGAAGCCACAAUUUCAAUCUGCAAGUCUUUAGUUGAGAAGAAUCCUCGAACAGGAAACCUUGGGUCAUUGAUUAAAGUCUUUCUUUCCAGAACCAAAGAGUUAAAAAUUUCAGCAGAAUGUCAGAAUCACCUCUUUAUUUGGCAGGCUCACAAUGCACUGUUUAUUAUUUGCUGUUUGCUGAAAGUAUUCAUCAGUCGAAUGUCAGAAGAGGAGCUGCAACUUCAUUUUACUUACGAAGAGAAAGCACCGGGCUCAUAUGGAACAGAGUGUGAAGACCUCAUAGAAGAGUUGCUGUGUUGCCUCAUCCAGCUCAUUGUUGAAAUUCCCCUCUUAGAUAUUACAUACAGCAUUUCCUUGGAAGCUGUGACGACUCUCAUCGUCUUCCUCUCCUGCCAAUUAUUCCAUAAAGAAAUUCUACGAGAGAGCAUCAUUCACAAAUACCUGAUGCAUGGGCGAUGUCUCCCAUAUACCAGCAGACUUGUGAAAACUUUACUAUAUAAUUUCAUUAGACAAGAAAGAAGGCCUCCUCCAGGGACCCAUGUCUUUCAGCAGCAAACAGAUGGAGGAGGACUGCUUUACGGGAUCGCAUCUGGGGUGGCAACUGGCCUGUGGACAGUCUUCACACUAGGUGGGGUGGGGAGUAAACCAACGCCGCAGCUCGAGCAGUGCUCCCCGCUAGCUAACCAGAGUCUGCUGCUUCUGCUGGUCCUGGCUAAUCUGACCAAUGCUCCAGAUACGCCGAAUCCCUACAGGCAAGCUAUUAUGUCCUUCAAGAACACACAAGAUAGCACUGCUUUUUCGUCGUCACAUCCACACGCUUUCCAGAUUAAUUUUAACAGUUUAUACACAGCUUUGUGUGAGCAGCAGAAAUCUGAUCAAGCAACUCUUCUUUUAUACAUGCUUCUGCAUCAAAACAGCAACGUACGGACGUAUGUGUUGGCACGAACGGACAUAGAAAAUCUUGUUCUGCCAAUUCUUGAAAUUCUGUAUCACGUUGAAGAAAGGAAUUCACACCACGUUUACAUGGCUCUUAUCAUUUUGCUGAUCCUUACAGAGGAUGAUGGCUUCAACCGAUCCAUUCAUGAAGUGAUAUUGAAAAAUAUCACUUGGUAUGCUGAGCGUGUCUUAACAGAGAUCUCACUUGGGAGUCUCCUGAUACUAGUCGUGAUAAGAACCAUCCAGUACAACAUGACACGGACAAGGGACAAAUACCUUCAUACAAAUUGUCUGGCAGCCUUAGCAAAUAUGUCAGCACAGUUCCGCUCACUUCAUCAGUAUGCUGCUCAGAGGAUCAUCAGUUUAUUUUCUUUGUUGUCUAAAAAACACAACAAAGUGCUGGAGCAAGCCACGCAGUCCUUAAGAGGUUCCCUCGGUUCAAAUGACUCUCCGCUUCCUGAUUAUGCGCAAGAUCUGAAUGUGAUCGAGGAAGUGAUCCGAAUGAUGCUGGAGAUCAUCAACUCCUGCCUGACAAAUUCUCUUCAUCACAACCCAAACUUGGUGUACGCGCUGCUUUACAAGCGGGAUCUGUUUGAGCAGUUUCGAACUCACCCCUCCUUCCAGGACAUAAUGCAAAAUAUAGAUCUGGUGAUCAGCUUUUUCAGCUCCCGAUUAGAGCAAGCUGGAGCUGAGCUGUCAGUGGAGCGAGUUCUGGAAAUCAUCAAGCAAGGAGCUGUUGCUUUGCCCAAAGACAGGCUAAGAAAGUUCCCCGAGCUGAAGUUCAAGUACGUGGAGGAGGAGCAGCCCGAGGAGUUCUUCAUCCCCUACGUGUGGUCCUUGGUUUACAACUCUGCCGUGGCCCUGUACUGGAACCCACAUGACAUCCAGCUCUUCACUAUGGACUCUGGCUGAAGGAGAUGCCCCAGCCAAGCCAACUCAACUCUGUCUUACAGAAAACGAAACUCCGCACCGCGUGUUAAUACGUGACCCCUUCCAGCGUGCACCCUCUGACCCCAAAGCUUACGGAGAAUGAAGCUUGCCGCUAGUGUACAGUCCAACGUCGAUGUUUUGGAAGCAGAUUGCCACCGACACGCUGGCAACAGACUGUGGUGUGAGGAACUGACGGCUUGUAGGCAACCUUGUAUUUAUAGUCCCAUAACCUAGAGCUUGUUUGAUGAAAAUGAGGCCUUACACAUGGGGUAUGAUGUUACUACCAACCACAAACCUGAUUGUUCUUUUAACUUAACGGGGUAAAUGAGGAAAGAGAUUGCGGACUUUGAUUUGAAAGCGGCAUUUGUAUUUUCUUUCAAGCGAGGCAGCUUCGUUGGGUCAAGCUUUUUCUGUGGUCUGUUGGAUUCUGCCGUGGGUUGCUCGUUACCUAAUCCCGUGCUUUCACUCACAGCCCUUCAUUUUGGUGGCACUGUCAGGGCUGCAGUCGUUAAAUUGGUGUCUACAUUGUCAUCCGAGUGAACUAAGCCAGCAGCAUAUUAGUCAGAUUAGCUCCCAGGCAGAUUCAAAACACUUGAUUUAGAUGUCAAAAUGUUUGUGGGAGGAUUUUCAAUAGCGAGUCUUUUUUUUGUUGUUGUUGUUUGGCUGGCAAAUACUCUAUAGAGGGCUAGAAACACCAGCUUUCAGAGUCAGGUCCCUUACAGACUUGUUUUACUGUGCUUCUGUGCAAAAGGUGUUCCUGGAAAUUGAACACGGGGGGGGGGGGGAAAAAUC
Aptenodytes forsteri (emperor penguin) is the source of this 2879-nucleotide messenger RNA. It is a transcript of the gene DYM, whose product is annotated as dymeclin. The record is from RefSeq and is a predicted model, not a curated record. The transcript is spliced from 17 exons. Gene Ontology annotation, biological process: Golgi organization. The coding region runs from base 60 to 2069 and encodes 669 amino acids. NCBI's taxonomy places the organism in Eukaryota, Metazoa, Chordata, Aves, Sphenisciformes, Spheniscidae. Gene Ontology annotation, cellular component: Golgi apparatus.